GAUUUAUAGUUGUCCUGGGGAAUUUUGAGUCUUGAUAAUUAGAGUUGUCGAAGAACCGGUUGUACAACACCUUUUCAAACGUCUGAGGCCAAUCAUCUGGCCUCGGUAAUUAUCAACUAAGGACAGUUGCUAACAGAAUCAUCAGCAAGACGUUUUAUUUAAUUUCCGUCACCAUUUUUGGGACGUUGUGGAAAAUACUGGAAGGUAAACAUCCAUCAAAGCAUUUUAAACAGGGAACGGGUUAUUAGAAGUUUUAGAGACCUAGAAAAAACAUGUCGACGACAACAAUAUCGGCGUUGGCAGACAACAAGACGACGGGACUACCCGACGUUCUGGCCCGAGGAACGCGCGUUACAGCCCCCGAUAUCGCCGUCCUCGGUUUGUACCUUGUCGUGACCAUGGGGAUCGCGCUAUGGUCCAUGUUGAGGCACCACCAGAGCAGUGCCAGUAGCUACUUCUUGGCAGGGAGGAACAUGCAUUGGGUCUUGGUUGGAGGCUCCCUGUUUAGUAGUAACAUUGGCAGUGAACACUUCGUCGGUCUCGCGGGGAGUGGAGCUGCAACUGGGAUUGCAGUGGCAGGGUUCGAGUGGAAUGCCAUAUUCAUGAUCUUUCUCCUGGGCUGGCUGUUUGUUCCUGUCUACUUGGCCUCUGGGGUGUACACAGUUCCUGAGUACCUGCACAAAAGGUUCAACAGUCUGAGGCUGAGAGUUUAUGCCACUCUGCUCGCCCUCCUGAUGUAUGUGCUGACCAAGAUAUCUGUGGAUGUGUAUGCUGGUGCACUGUUUAUCCAGCAGUCCCUGGACUGGAACCUGUUCCUGUCUGUAGCAGUCCUCAUCAUCAUCACAGGAUUCAUCACUCUCACAGGAGGCCUGUGGGCUGUGAUGGUGAUGGACACCAUGCAGACUGUACUGAUGGUUAUUGGGGCUCUGGUUGUUGCUAUAAGAAGUUUCCAUGUUAUUGGAGGAAUUGACAGCUUGUUUGAGAAGUACCCACAAGCCAUCACAACAAUCGGUAAUCGGAGUAUCGGCCAGCAGUGUGGAAAACCGCCCUCCGAUGCCUUACACAUGAUCCGGGGCCCGGAAACAGCUGACUUUCCCUGGCCGGGGUUUGGUGGGAUCCUCAUAGCAUCCCUGUGGUACUGGUGUGCAGACCAGGUUAUAGUACAGAGAUGCCUGGCUGCAGAGUCCCUGUCCCAUGCCAAGGGAGGCUGUGUGGUGACUAUGUUCCUGAAGAUCCUGCCCAUGUUCCUUAUGGUCAUGCCUGGGAUGAUCAGUCGAGUGCUAAACCCAGAUACCGUAGGCUGUGCGGACCCAGUCAUCUGUCAGCAGGUGUGUGAGAGCCAAUCAGGAUGCAGCAACACAGCCUACCCUCAGCUGGUGCUGGGACUCAUGCCUGCAGGAUUACGUGGGCUGAUGUUGUCCGUAAUGGUGGCAGCCCUGAUGAGUUCUCUCACGUCAGUCUUUAACAGCUCCAGCACCAUCUUCACCAUGGAUGUGUGGAGAAACAUGGGCAAGGAUGCCUCACAGAAGGAGCUCAUGAUCGUGGGCAGAGUCACAGUUAUAGUAAUGGUGGUAGUGAGUAUCGCCUGGAUCCCGUUUGUAAAGGGAGCCCAGGGGGCCCAGCUCUUCAUCUACAUACAGAACAUCUCAGGUCACAUUACUCCGUCCAUGGCUGCCAUCUUCCUACUGGCUAUUCUCUGGACAAGGACCACUGAACAGGGUGCAUUUUGGGGCGCCAUGUUUGGAACUGCGGUGGGAAUAAUCCGCCUGAUACUGGACUUUGUUUACCCCAAACCAACUUGUCCUACCGUGGACACCAGGCCGGCCGUGAUCAAGCUACACUUCCUGUACUUCAACAUCAUCCUGUUUGUUAGCGUGGGCAUCAUCACUGUUGUAGUCAGCCUUUUUACUGAGCCUUUGUCAGAACAAAGUAUUGCCAGGCUGACUUGGUGGACCCGACACAGCACCGUGGAGUAUCUGCAGGAAAGCGCAGAAGCAGGAGAUACAGAUUCAGAAGCUCCCAGCCCACCCAUGGAACUAUCAGCACUAAACGGAACCGGUCACAGCAAAUCAAGUACCUCACAGGACACGUCAGAAAUCGGUAAUGCCAACCAACCUACUGUGGCAAUAAGAACAGAUGUAAACGUGGUAAAAAAUGAUGGUCCAUGGUAUAGAAGAUUAUGGAGGGCCAUGCUUGGACUUGAAGAGAGCACAACGAGCAGGGAAGGCAAACCCAGCAACAAGCAUGUGCUAAACGAGACCAGGAGAGACCAAAUCAUGUUGAACAUUGCUGCAGCCACUGCCUGUGUCACUGUGUCUAUUCUGUGGAUAUAUUACAGAUAGAUAUAGGGCCAUUUCUGGACAGUGGUACUGAGAUCAUUGCAGUUUCCCUAUAUUGCUUUUUGAUUUUGCAAUCCCUUGGGAAACCACCAGUACUGAAAAUCUACUGUUAAGUACUGGCCGACUACUGUUUAGUACUGAAAAAUCUACUGUCUAUCUACUGAAUAGUAACUAUCUAGUACUGUCAAUAUCUACUAAUUAUUCACACUUUAUGCAAAUUUCCAGUACUGACGUAGUAGAAAAACAGUAAAUACUCAGUGGAAAAUCAGUAAAUGAUCAGUAGAUACUUAUUGGGGAAACAGUAGAUGACUACUAAAUAUCUACUGACACACAGUAGAUGACUACUAAAUAUCUACUGACACACAGUAGAUGACUACUAAAUAUCUACUGACACACAGUAGAUGACUACUAAAUAUCUACUGACACAUAGUAGAUGACUACUAA
Molecule: messenger RNA, 2783 nt
Organism: Branchiostoma floridae (Florida lancelet)
Lineage: Eukaryota; Metazoa; Chordata; Leptocardii; Amphioxiformes; Branchiostomatidae
Product: sodium/glucose cotransporter 5-like
Exons: 15
Coding region: 273-2342 (689 amino acids)
Biological process (GO): transmembrane transport; sodium ion transport
Cellular component (GO): plasma membrane
Molecular function (GO): D-glucose:sodium symporter activity
Source: RefSeq, a predicted model, not a curated record